CAGGGACCCCUGGCAACCGAUGGAGUGGAAAAAAAGGAGGGGAUGCCCUUUUCCCUGUGCUUAUGGUGCACAUCUUGCUGCAGAGGGAUGCUUUCCAAAAAGCAGCAAAGCUGCAGGGUGACAGGGAUGGGCAACAGCAGGCAGCUCUUCCCAUGCUGUGCCUUUAAGAGCAGGGAGCGGUGUCCCAGUGGGGCCUAAAAAUAGUGUAUCAUAACUCUCCUGUCCUGGCUGGAUCCUGUGAGGCGCAGUGUUCCUUCUCAGUGCGGGGACCGCGGCAGCUUCCCGCCGGUGGGCUGGCCGGAAGGCCGCAGAGCGCAGGGACGCUCUUGGCUCGGGCUUUGUCUGCAGCAAGGCUCUGUGACCACCCCAGCACCAUGGUGAGGAACGUGGACGACUUUGACUUCUGCCUGCCUUCACACGCCCAGGGCGUGCUGGAGGGUCUGCAGCGGCUGCGUGCCAACCCGAAGCUGGCGGACGUGACACUGGUGGCAGGCGGGCGGGAGUUCCCCUGCCACCGGGGCAUCCUGGCCCUCUGCAGCCACUACUUCCAUGCCAUGUUCUCUGGUGACUUUGCUGAGAGCAUUGCAGCCCGGGUGGAGCUGAAGGAGGUGGACCCUGAUGUGCUGGAGAUGCUGCUCGACUUCGCCUACACAGGGAAGGUCACCAUCAACCAGGACAAUGUGGAGGGGCUGAUGCAGACCUCCAGCCAGCUCCACUUCCCCACUAUCCAGAAGGUCUGCAGUCGUUACCUCCGGCAGCAGAUGGAUGCCACCAACUGCCUAGGUAUCUGCGAGUUUGGUGAGAGCCAUGGCUGCCCCGAGGUCUCCUCCAAGGCCUGGUCUUUCUUGCAGGAGAACUUUGAAGCUGUUUCUCAGCAGGAGGAGUUCCUCCAGCUCUCUAAGGAGAGGUUGGCUGUCUACCUCUCCAAUGACCAGCUGCAGGUGCAGGAGGAACAGAGCCUGGCUGAGGCUGUGCUGCGCUGGGUACGCCACGACCCAGGGCCCCGAGCCCAGUUCCUGCCUGAGCUGCUGGAGCUGGCGCACCUCGUCUCACUGCCUGACCAGUACCUGCAGAACCUGCUUGCCACUGAGCCCCUUGUCCGUGACUCGGAUGCUAGCAAGGCUCUUGUGGCUCGGUCCUGCGCCACGGGUCAGAGCAGUGCUGGUGCCUGGAAGAACCCCACAACCCCACCACCGAAGCUGGAGGAGGUGCUGGUGGUGGUUGGUGGCCGUGUGCUGGAGGAGAGCGAGGAUGAGGUGGGAGAGCUAGAGAUGCCAGCUGCACCCAGGAACUUCGCCUUCUACAACCCCAAAAGCAGGCGAUGGAUGGCACUGCCUGACUUCCCUGAUUACAACAAAUGGGGCUUUUCCUUGGUGGCUCUGAACAAUGACGUGUAUGUCACAGGUGGCUCCCGGGGGUCCCAAAAUGACACAUGGUCGACAACCCAGGCCUGGUGCUUCUGCCUCAAGGACGGGGCCUGGAAGCCCAUCGCCUCCAUGUUGAGAGCCCGGACAAACCACACCAGUGCCAUCCUCAAUGGCGAGGUCUAUGUUAUUGGGGGGACAACAGUGGAUGCCGUGGAGGUGGAGCGCUAUGACCCCUACAACAAGAGCUGGUGUGCCAUCAGCCCAGCCCCCAAGUAUGUCAGCAAUUUUGCAGCCGCCAGCUGCUUGGGCAAGCUCUACCUGGUGGGCUCCUGCGCUGUCAAGUACAACGCCCUCACCCUGCAGUGCUACAACCCUGUCCAAGAUUUGUGGAGUGUGAUCACAUCUCCCUUCAUCCCCAAGUACCUGUCAGCACCACGCUGUGCCACCCUGCGUGGGCUCAUCUACCUCAUCGGGGACAACACCAAGAAGGUCUACGUGUACAACCCAGAGGCCAACAUCUGGCAGAAGGUGCAGCUGCUCCACACACUCCAUGAGAACGGUGGGAUGGUCGCACUGGGCGACCGGCUCUUUGUCACAGGCGGCCACUGGAAGGGCAUGGAUGGGGACUACCGGGUGGAGAUGGAGGUGUACGACUGCACCAAGGACCUCUGGACGCGGGAGGGCUCCCUGCCAUGCCUCUGGCUCUUCCACAGCUCCUCCUCCAUCUUCAUGGACACCUCCAAGUGGACAGAGGCUUUCCAAGGUGACCAUGGAUGGUAGGAAAAGCACCCAGUGUUGCCUGUCACCCUGCACAGUCAUGGUACCCCUCUCACCUCUCCCCUCUGCCCGUUCAGCUCUGCAGGAGUGGGAAGAGGCAGGAUUGAAGCCCCUCUGCCAGGUUGCCUAGGGCAUUGGGGAGCCUCUUCCCCCCCCUUGCAGGGAAAUUAUUUUUCCUUAUAAACAUGCUUUGGCUAA
Molecule: messenger RNA, 2342 nt
Organism: Apus apus (common swift)
Lineage: Eukaryota; Metazoa; Chordata; Aves; Apodiformes; Apodidae
Gene: KLHL30
Product: kelch like family member 30
Exons: 8
Coding region: 375-2147 (590 amino acids)
Molecular function (GO): protein binding
Source: RefSeq, a predicted model, not a curated record